CCUCUAACUCACAGACAUCCACCUGCCUCUGCCUCCCGAGGGCUGGGGUUAAAGGUGUGCGCCGCCAGGCCCUGCCCUGAAACCUCUCCGACCCCCUGUUGCCCCAAGUGUGUUCUUGCAGCUUCAAGAUCUGAUUCGUCUUUGAGCUGUCCCUGCUCUCUGGCCCUCCUGAAUCGGCCAUGAUUCUGCUGACAGGGUUGGUGUCCUCAGGGGACCUGAGUCCUUGGUGCCACUGACCAGCAGGUGGGACUUGUGCGGCACAGGCCCCUCCCCACAUCCUUUCUCCUGCCGGACAUGGCAUCGACCUCCUCCGAGCAGGGACAUUGAUUGACCCGCUGGGCAGGUGCUGGGUGGACGUCAGAACUGGCCGGGUUUCUGCAGGAGUGAUCUGUUUUUGUCUGUGUGGGUCUUUUUGCUAAUGGCAGGGAAAGAGCUGAGUCUCAGCAGAAAUGGGGGUGCAGGGGAUGAUGGGGGCAGUGAGCCAGGCAUGGUAGCACAUGCCUGCCAUCCCAAAACUCAGCAAGUGGAGGCAUGAGGAUUCGGAGGUUAGGGUCGGGGUCAUCCUUCCCUACAGAAAGAGUUCAAGCCCAACCUGGGCUACUUGAGACUCUGUCUCAAAACAAUGCAUGGAAAUCAGCUAUAACCCCAGCACUGGGGAAGUGGAGGCGGGAAGGAUCGGGGCUCCCUGGCCAGACAGCCUAGGUGAAUCAGUGAGUUCCAGGGAGAGACCCUGUCUGAAAACACAUGGGAGAGAGCACUUGUAGACGCCCAAAGUCCACCUCCAGCCUCCACAUCAUGCGCGCACACAAGCCACCUGAACCCAAUGUUGCCAAAGUAGAAAGCAAUUUAGGCAUCCGGCUUCAGGUCAUGCUGGAUCCAGGAACUCCAGUUCCUCAGACGCUGCCUCUGCCUCCCUGCUCCCCACAGUUCUUGGGCUGACAAUGCGUAGGAGGCACCAGGCACCUGAGCCCGGUGCCAGCCACCAGGAAAAGCCAAAAGAAAACAAAAGGCUUCCUCCAUAAGUGAGCACCCAAGAGGGAAGACAGGAGCCCAGAGCCACCCCACCCCACCCCUGCACAGGAUGACCUGGACAGUGUGGGUCCUGAUUCUGCACCCUUAUCCCCGUGCCAUGGGGCAGAGUCUGGAUGGCGGCGAUGGGACCUCAGCGUCCUCGGGAGGCAGGAGAGAGCAUCCUGGGAACCAGGUGCCAGGCCUCGGUCCUCAAGGACCCCAGGGGAGUUCUGAGGGGCCCACAGGGCGCCCCAAGGUUCAGCCUCUCUUCCUGAUUUUUGAGGCAGUCUCACUCUGGAGCCUAGGCUGGCCUCGAACUCAAUCUGUAACCAGUGAUGACUUUGAACUCCUGAUCCUCCGGCCUCCACCCUCCACAGUUCUGGGGUGUCAGGUGUGUGCAGCCUCUCCUGGUUGCUGUCUUGGGGAUGACCGCCACCCCCAGGCUUCGCACGCCCUUAGGUGUGACGGUGCCAGAUAAGCCCCAACCCCAGAACCCUGUCUUGCGCUGAUACCGAGUUUUACGUAGCCCAGGUUGGCUCAGACAUCCUAUGUAGCUGAGGAUGACCUUAAACGCCCGACCCUCCUGUAUGGCCACGCCCACUUGUACCGGCUUGAUAAAUGUUAAAGUGCAUAAGCCGAGCUGUAAGCCGUUGGGUUUCGUAAGCCCAGGGCUCUGGACAUACGGGUAGCCAAGAGCCCCACUAAGCCCUGUCCCCUGUCCGCAUCCCGUCCUGGCUCGGGGUUCUAGGAACUCCCAAGGGUGGGGACCCAGCUGGGUGGGGGUGUGGAGCUGAGCUGUCCCCAGCGGCCAAGUUGACGGAGCUCCGGCGUCCUGCGGCGCCCUCUGCCGGCCAGAGGCCGGGCUGCACGGGGCUCCGCACAGCGCCUGCCCGAACGCACCCUGCAGAGCUCAGCACCUACUGUAUACGCUCCUUCAGGACCAGUGCCCGCUCUAGGGCCUCCGUGCGGGGCUCGGUUUUUGCGGCGCUUUUCGGCGCGCCUGCUGUACCGAAGGGACUCUGGGGAAAGAACUACGUCCAGUGGACACACUCUUCAGAGCAUAGUGCCUACUGUAGGCAGGGGCUGCCCAGCAGAGUGCCUGCUGUAUACUAUUCCUGCAAAGGGGAAUGCCUGUUGUACAUGUGCGCCAUGCCAGGCACAGGGCCUGCUGUAUGCACAUUCCGCAAGACAUAGUGCUUCCUGUAAACAGGUAUAUAAAGGACAUGGCGCCUGAUGUAUGCUCCCCUUCGGUGCCCGCUAGAUGCACUCCUUGGAGAGUAUAGUUCCUGUUGCAUAUUUCCCCUGUAAAUCAGAGUGUCUGCUGCGCGGGCUCCCCUCCCCCACGCUGUCCUCAUCUUUGCUUCACCGAGGCCCCUUCUUCCCACACCAGGACUCCAGGACCGUCCCUUAUUCUUGUGCUGACCCCGGCUAGGCCACCCCUCUCUCUGGCCCCUGUUCGGUGAGACCCCUUCUGACGCUCCAUGCCAGGCUUUGACUCUUUUCUUCAACCGGAUGAUGGGCGUUCGAAGUUGGGACUGAUGGCCCGGGUGGCCUCCUGCCCUGGCUGGGGCUGGCGGCUUGGCUCACAGCUAUGCGCACACAGUGACUUGAAGAUAACACUGACUGGUUAUACUCUGAGACGUUCCCAAUGGCUGUCCCUUGCUGGGCCCUGUCCAGCAGACUGCCCUGAAGCAGGUGUAUACAGCAGGCACUGUGCCCUGCAUGGAGUAAAUACUGCAGGCCCUGCUCGCUGAGGGGGAAAGCUCUCCCCACCAGGGUCAGCCAGGUGCGCUUCCUAGAGGAGGCAAGUGCAGCGCCCGGCUGUCAGGGGACGCCACGGAGGAGGUGGGGUUGUUGGGAGCCUUGGAGGAUCCAAAAGAAGCUGGCUGGGUACCAGGGUUGGGGAAACUGAGGCGGAGGACUUGGGGCCAGAACCAGGCGAGGGAAGCGGCACUGGCGGCGGGCCUGGAGGGCGGGGCUGGGUGGAGGAUCGGUGACGGCAGCGCCCGGGAAUGUGCGGCAGGGAGGGUCCCUCCGCCCCCAGCGGGCGUGCGGGGCCUCGGGAAGGGGUGCUAGGGACCCGGCUGGGGAGUCUGGUUCUAGAGGGGAGAUGGGUCCCCGGCGGGCGUGCAGGACUAACUGGGGGAGAUGGGGACCGGGUUGGGGCCCCCUGGGAUGGAUAGGAGCCUGGGUUGAGCGGGUGAUGGGGACGGGGCUGGAGAGUCUGGCUGCGGGGUGCUGAGGACCAGGACGGGGUACUCGGGGUACGCACUAUCCCACUCAAAGCCCCAGCUCCGCGCACAUUCCCCGGCCCUGAGUGCGGCGCCCGGAAUAGCAGCCCGGUCACCCCCGCGCACCGCCCCGCAGCUGGACUUCCCAAGGUCACUGGCACCCAGGAUACCACGACCAACGUUGGGCCACGACGACGCUGCCAGGCGCGGUCGGUCAGUCCCCUGCCGCAGCUCCAUGCCCAGCUCUUGCGCCCUCUCCCACCGCACGAGGGCGCCCUGGGCCUGCGCCCUCGGUGACCCCAGCCUGGGCGCGCCUGGGAGGCCCGGGUGGGAGGGACCGACCGAGCUUCCCAGUCCCGCACCUCGGGGCCCCGCCGCUUCCGCCAGUCCCUGGGGCGUCCCAGGGAAGCCUGGACGCCUUGCCUUGGGCUCUGAGCAGCCGAUGGGGGAAACUGAGGCCUCUGCUCAGCCGGACCCUGCCCCUGUUCUCUGCAGACCCUCGGGGCGCCGCAGCCCACACCCCUGGCAGAUGAAACCAUGACGCACAUGCUGGAAGGAGGCCAGGGUCUAAGAGACUCAUGGACACUGCACAGACCGGGAAACUGAGGCCCGAGGAAACGGAAUGGUUGGCUCCUGGCCACCCAAGAAGGGACAAGAGGGCACAGAGAGGUUUAGCUGCCCUCGGGGAUCACACAGCCAGCCAGGGCUGAGAUGGCCAUCCACCCUGGUCCUGCUGAUCACCGCCUCCUGGGACUUGUGUGCUCCCCCGGACCCCGCCUCUUCCGGAACCUUCUGCUCUUGCUGUGGACCCUCCUGAGCUGUGAUUUGGGGGUUACUGCUCAGGGUCCGGGGGAGUGGACGCCCUGGGGGUCUUGGAGCCGGUGUUCCAGCUCGUGCGGCCGGGGCGUCUCUGUGCGCAGCCGUCGCUGUGUCCGACUUCCCGGAGAGGAACCUUGCUGGGGGGACAGCCAUGAAUACCGCGUGUGCCAGCUGCCAGACUGCCCCCCAGGGGCAAUACCCUUCCGAGACCUGCAGUGUGCUCUCUACAAUGGCCACCCUGUCCUGGGCACCCAGAAGACCUACCAAUGGGUGCCCUUCCACGGGGCACCCAACCUGUGUGACCUCAACUGCCUGGCCGAGGGCCACGCCUUCUACCAUAGCUUCGGCCGCGUGCUGGACGGCACCCCGUGCACCCCGGGGUCCCAGGGCCUCUGCGUCGCUGGCCGCUGUCUGAGCGCCGGCUGUGACGGGUUGCUGGGCUCCGGCGCCCUCGAGGACCGCUGCGGCCUCUGCGGUGGCGCCAACGACUCGUGCCUGUUCGUGCAGCGCGUGUUCCGCGACGCGGGUGCCUUCGCCGGCUACUGGAACGUGACUCUGAUCCCCGAAGGUGCCAGGCACAUCCGCGUGGCCCAGCGCAGCCACAACAACCUGGCGCUGGUGACCCGCGACGGGCGCUACGUACUCAACGGCGCCAACGGGGUGCUCAGCCUGCCUGGCACCUAUGAGGCUGCGGGCACCCGCGUGGUCUACACCCGCGGGGCGGGCCCCGAGGAGACUCUGCAGGCGACCGGGCCCACCUCCCAGGAGCUGUUGUUGCAGGUGCUGCUGCGGGAGCCCAAUCCGGGCGUGCACUUCGAGUUCUGGCUGCCCCGGGAGCGCUACGGUCCCUUCCAGGCGCAGGCGCAGGCCCUGGGCUGGCCCCUGCGACAGCCUCAGCCUCGGGAGGUGGAGCCGCAGCCUGCGGACACCCCUGUGGUCCCCGAGGCCGUCCCUGCCCGGGUUGCAUCCCUGACCCCAGACCCCUGCGGGCCAUGCCCUGACAGCAGGGGGCGCGCACACCGGCUUCUGCAUUACUGUGGCAGCGACUUUGCCGACCCACCUGACCCUCGGUGUCACCUUCGUGCAGUGUUCCAGGCCCGCGUGCUGGGCCGCCACCGGCAGGCCGAGGAGACCCGCUAUGAGGGCACUGGAGCCACCGUGAGACCAGCACAGGAGGUGUGAGAUUUGGGGACACACAGGAGAGUCGAUGUGCCUCCUGAGCUGUCCUCUAUCCAGGCUAUCAGUUCAUUUCAGUGUCUGUACAUCAUGGGCGUCUGUCCUCCAGUCACUCAACAAGCCGUCCCCAGUGGGGUGUCCCUCUCUGGGCCCUGUCUCUGUCAUAUGGUCUAAGCUGUCCUCAGUGACCAUCCAGGACUGGGAUCCAGAGACCAGCAGACUGUCGACCUUGCCUCGAUCCUCCAUAAGAGCCCCUCUGGCUCUGACCACAGUCGCCUCGCCCUUCCAAAGACCUCAGUUUCCCCAUCUGUUAGCUCUGUCUAUGAACAUUUAUUGAGCACUGACUGUAUGCGGGAGACCCAGCAAGUCCUGGGGAGGCACAGUGCUGUUAUGGGAUAAGCAGGGGUCGUUUGUUUAAUGGAUCUUUUAUGGCACUGGGGUGUAGAGGGCACCAAGAAUCCCCCCCAAAUCCCACACCACGUGCAGCUGGGGUCUACAGGGAUCUGCAGGGUCCUAGCGCCCCCUCGUGGCUCGACCAUCGAUUCCCAGGGUGGGAGAUGGUCCUCAGGGGAGAGCUCCAGGGGGCCUUGGCGACCUCACUCACCUAUAAUGGCUGCCCAACGUGACACAGGGUCAUCUCCGGCCAGCGCCCGGCGCCCAUGACAGGAGUAACCCAGGAGUAGCAGAAAGGCUCAGGUGGCUGGUUGUCCUGGGGCAGCCGGGAGCAUGAGGCCGGAUGUUCCCCUGGGCACCACGGCAUUGCCCAGCCUGCCGGCUCCAGUGACAGACCGGUGACUGUCCCCCAGAAUGCCGUCCAUCUCAAAUGUGGCUCUUUGUGGUGACCAAUAAAGGGGGGAUGUUUUCAUUGAAAACAUUGGGAGUCAUUAGUAACUGGAAAUAACCGCAGGAAGACACCUUGCUGGCCCAGACCUGUGGUCCCAGUGGGGACUGGAGGCAGGAUGAGCAUCAGGGCCACCUGGGAAACUUAAGGAAGACCCUGUCUCAAAAUACAGAGGAGACGGAGGGGC
This is a messenger RNA of Peromyscus californicus insignis, 6265 nucleotides long. RefSeq names its product ADAMTS like 5 (gene Adamtsl5). Gene Ontology annotation, cellular component: extracellular matrix. NCBI's taxonomy places the organism in Eukaryota, Metazoa, Chordata, Mammalia, Rodentia, Cricetidae. Gene Ontology annotation, biological process: extracellular matrix organization. The record is from RefSeq and is a predicted model, not a curated record. Bases 3954 to 5243 code for a protein of 429 amino acids. Gene Ontology annotation, molecular function: protein binding; metalloendopeptidase activity. The transcript has 15 exons.